This is a messenger RNA of Metarhizium acridum CQMa 102, 378 nucleotides long. RefSeq lists its product as uncharacterized. Gene Ontology annotation, cellular component: membrane. NCBI's taxonomy places the organism in Eukaryota, Fungi, Ascomycota, Sordariomycetes, Hypocreales, Clavicipitaceae. The record is from RefSeq and is a predicted model, not a curated record. Gene Ontology annotation, molecular function: ATPase-coupled transmembrane transporter activity. Gene Ontology annotation, biological process: transmembrane transport.
AUGAAGGCAGGCGAGUCUGACGCACACAUCAUCUCUUGCCUGCGAAAGGUCGAACAUUGGGAUAAAUUGAGUCCAAAGGGGGGCCUCGAUAGCGACGUGUCAGACCUGAGUCUCUCGCAGGGCCAAAAACAGCUCCUUUGCCUCGCUCGGGCGCCUAUUCGCAAGGAUAUCGGCCUGGUGCUUGUGUUGGACGAGGCAUUGAGUGCGGUUGAUCAGGAGACUGAGGAGCUCAUGGUCAAGAUUAUUCGCGAGGCGCCCAUCACUCUGCAGCUCGUCUUUGCACCGCCGGCACCAGCCAGGAAGCGUCUCUUUGUCCGACUCCGAAUCGGCUGCGGUGCCGGUUCAAACGAGGCACGCCCGUCGACAUGGGCGUGCUAG